Molecule: messenger RNA, 2511 nt
Organism: Solanum tuberosum (potato)
Lineage: Eukaryota; Viridiplantae; Streptophyta; Magnoliopsida; Solanales; Solanaceae
Product: trihydrophobin-like
Exons: 3
Coding region: 456-2153 (565 amino acids)
Molecular function (GO): metal ion binding
Source: RefSeq, a predicted model, not a curated record
ACAUUUAUAGGCCACCCUUCUCUUCUCUUUUCUCUCACUCUUUGUGCCAGUCUGCUCUUUCUUUGAGUGUUUACCUCUCUCUCUCUCUUUUUCUUUAACUCUGAAAUAGAGGAACUAGAGAAGUUAUAAUAAUGUCUACUACCCAUUGCCCCUGAAAACUCUCUUUUUCUUCCUUCUCUAAAUCACUUCACUUUUCUUUUCUUUCUAAUCAAGAUUGGUUUUUUUCUUCACAUUUUGCUCUUUGUGUUUGUUUGGUAGAACCCCAUUUGAGGAAAAAGAAAAAAGAAUGGAGAAAGGGGGUGUUUGAGUUUUAAAGUGUGUGUAAAUUCACCAUUUCUGUGUUGAUUUUUAGUUGUCUUUGGUUUCUUUCCAGAUCUAUUAGCUAUAAAAACCUCAUCUUUUCUCAUUUCAAGAUUACCCCUUUUGUUUGUUUUUUUGUUCAUUAGCUUGGAGAUAUGAGUAAAGAAGAGUUCUUGAAGAUCCAGACUUGUGUCCUUAAAGUCAAUAUACACUGUGAUGGGUGUAAGCAUAAAGUAAAGAAAAUCUUGCAAAAGAUUGAAGGGGUUUAUAAGACAAACAUAGAUUCAGAACAAGGAAAAGUGACUGUUUCUGGAAAUGUAGACCCUGCUACACUGAUCAAGAAAUUAGCCAAGAGUGGGAAACAUGCAGAGGUAUGGGGUGCUCCCAAGGCUGUUAACAACCAACAAAAUCAGCUUAAUAAUGGUAAAGGUGGCAAUAACAAAGGCCAAGGCCAAGUCCAAGUCCAAGUUCAGAAAGGUGGGAACAAUCAGCCUAAAGGUGGAGGAGGUGGAGGAGGAGGAGGAGGAGGAGCUCAAAUGCCAAAUCAGCAGCAACUUCAACAGUUGAAGACUUUGCAAGAUCUGAAGCUGCCCCCACAGUUCAAGGACUUAAAACUUCCCCCAAUGGGGAAAGACCAGAACCCAAAGGCUGUUAAGUUUACCAUGCCUGAGAUGGAUGAUUUGACUGAUGAUGAAUUUGAUGAGGAUGAUUUGACUGAUUAUGAGGAUGAUGAAUUUGAUGAGGAUGAGUUGGAUGAUGAACUGGACGAUAUCCCGUCGAAGAUGAAGGCGAUGAUGGGCCCGGGUGCAGGGGCUAAUUCUAGUGGUGCUCAGAUGAAGCUGCCAAUGAUGAGUGGUAAUCCUGGAGCUCAGAUGAAGCCGCCAAUGAUGGGUGGUAAUCCUGGAGCUCAGAUGAAGCCGAUGAUGGGUGGUAAUGGUGGAGGAGGUCAGAUGCCUAAUAUGAUGAUGAUGAAUGGUCUUAUGAAUGGGCAGCACCCUCAGCUUAUGAAGGGUGGAAAUGGCGGUAACAAUGGUGGCAAUAAUGGAGGUGGUGGUAAUGGGAAAAAAGGUGGUGGUAAUGUCCCUGUUCAGAUUAACAUGGGCGGAAAUAACGGUGGUAAGAAAGGCGGUGGUAAUGGGGGAAAUCCAAAUCAAGGUGGAGGACCUGCUCAAAAGGGUGGCAAGAAUGGUGGAGGGCAGCCAAGUGGCGGUGGCGGCAAUGGUGGUGGACAGAAUAAGAAUGGUAGUGGCGGUGGCGGCGGUGGUGCUGGCAAUAUUCCUAACAUGAAUGGCAAUGGGGCCAAAAAGGGAGGUGGAGGAAAUGAUGGGAUGCCUCAAGGCAUGCCAAACAGGAUGAUGGCUAUGAGUGGAGGUGGAAACAUGGGCCAGUUGGGAAACAUGCCUAAUCCAAUGGGGCAGAUGGGUCAAAUGGGUGGUCUUCCAGUGGGCCAAAUGGGUGGUCUUCCAAUGGGUCAAAUGGGUAAUCCAGUGGGUCAGAUGAGCCAUGUUUCGGCAGUCCAAGGCCUACCAGCAGGGGCAGCAAUGGGGGGCGGUGGUGGUGGUAAUGCCGGUGGCUACUUCCAAGGUGCUGGUCCUGAAGUCAUGGCUGGCAAUCCUUACUACCAGCAGCAACAAAUGGCAGCUAUGAUGAUGCAGCAACAACAGCAGCAGCAGCGUGCCAAUGGGAACGAAAGGUUUCAACCAAUGAUGUACGCUCGACCACCACCAGCUGUCAAUUACAUGCCACCACCAGCACCUUACAACCCGUAUUACUACGGCCAUCCACCACCUCCAAGUGAUAACUACAGCACCUUCUUCAGUGAUGAAAACACCAACAGCUGCACUGUGAUGUGAGAGGCUAUUAAAGAUGGAUAGCGUGGCUGCUGCAUUCAUCAUAGUCUAAAUGAUUUUCUUAGUCUUUAAUUAAUGCCAUAAUAUACAAAGGAGAUUAAUUUUCCCUUUGAACCUUACCUUAGCUUUGUUUUACUUAUUUUUUUCUUUCUUAAGUACCUUUUUAAUCCUAAGAUUAGAUUAGGGGUUUAAUUUCAUGAUAGAGUUUAAUGGUAUAUGAAGUCUUUAGUAGAGAGAGAGAGAGAGAGAGAGGUGGGACAUGGAAUGUUGUAAGUUGGAAGGAGAUGUUUGUAUAUGUUUUAUAUAUCUUUGAUCAAGAAGAGCAAAGGAAAUAAAAUUGGAAGAAAAUCUAAUCCUUUUU